GCCGCACGGUGGUACUUUCGGCUGCGUACACUUCAUGGCCUUCAAGUUGAGCUCAAUAACAGUACAGGCGCCAUCCGCAGCAUCCCCUGAAGCCCCCAUUCCAGCAGACGAAGAGUACUAUUCGUCAUGGUCUCUGUUUCUUGUUUGCUUGCUACUCAUCGUCUCGUUAUGGACAUCUUAUUACCUGCAAAUCAGGAAAAUCCGGGCCAUUCAUGAGACCACCGUCUCUAUCUUUGCAGGGAUGUUUGUAGGGUUGGUGGUUAGACUUGCACCAGGAACGAUGAUUCGAGAAAUGCUGCUCAAGCAAGAGAAUUUUUUCCGAAAUUUCGCCUCCAUCCUUACUUUUGCAUUUUUGGGCACAUUAAUAUCAGCUGUCGGUGUCGGUGUGCUGGUGUAUCUCUACUCAUUCCUGGGACUAGAAUCUUUAGAUGUUACACUGCUGGAGUGCUUGAUCUACGGCUCCACACUAUCUGCAACUGAUCCAGUGACCGUUCUUGCCAUAUUCAAUCAGUAUAAGGUGGACCCAAAGCUCUACACCAUCAUCUUUGGCGAGAGUCUGCUAAAUGAUGCGGUCAGUAUUGUCAUGUAUGAAACUCUCGCGCAAUUCCACGGCACAGAGAUAUACAUCUCGUCCAUAUUCCAUGGCAUUGGAAUUUUCUUGCUUUCAUUCAGCGUAUCCAUGGCCCUUGGCGUUAGUUUCGGCCUGGCAAUGUCCCUGACCCUGAAACACUCGUCAAUGAGUCUGUAUCCUUCCAUCGAAUCUUGUCUCGUUGCCCUGUGCGCAUAUACCUGCUAUUUCUUGUCUAAUGGCCUGUCAAUGUCUGGCAUCCGAACAACAAAAUACAUCUUCUCGACUCUCGCUCAACUCUCCGAGAACUUCAUUUUUAUCUACCUCGGUCUCUCACUUUUCACAAGUCCUCCAUCAUCUGAGCGCGUUACCAACUAUGUCAAGCCUCUCUUCAUUGUGGUCACGACGGUUGCAGUCGUGUUCACCCGAUACGCAGCUGUCUUCCCACUAUCUGAAGCAAUCAACUUCUUCACUCGACAUGCUCGGGGACAGCGAACAGAGGAGAUUCCACACUCUUACCAGAUGAUGUUGUUCUGGGCUGGCUUGCGAGGUGCAGUGGGUGUGGCACUCGCGGCUGGGUUCAAGGGCGAGAAUGCGCAGACACUGCGGACGACUGUCCUUGUUGUAGUGGUGCUUACUGUUUUCGUUUUCGGGGGUACAACUGCACGCAUGCUAGAGAUCCUUGGUAUUCGCACAGGCGUUGAAGACGAAGCUGCUAGCAGCAGCGACGAAGAUGCACCUCCAGGACGCAACGCAUGGCAGAAUCGCCGCCAUAGUGGUUCAUGGAACAGGUACACCGAUGAUUCUGAGCCCUUACCAUAUUUUUCGCCAUCGCAACAUGGAUAUGGGCGGGCUGCAGGCAGAGUAGGGUCACACUAUGCAUCACGAGCUUAUAAUCACCACUCGGGAGCACCACCAUCACCGAUCGGUAAUACUAUGUUUUCUGCAGCAUCAUCGGAGUCCUUUGAGUCAGAAGCGGAAGUACUUCCCAUGGCCACGACCUCAACGGAUGCCGGUCCGUCUGCGGAAAGACAUGAUGACAGACAGGUCAACGAGGAUGGCAAAUGGUUCCAGGCGUUAGAUGAGAGAUAUCUUCUUCCUUUGUUCUCGAAUGCCACUGCUAGCCGCACGUUCCACGCCAGACGUGCGCGGAGGAAUAUCUCUAUAUCCGGUCAACCCGCAGGUGCGAAUCUAAGCGCACUGGGUACGCCGCAGGACAGUGAAGACGAGGCUGAGAGCCCAGAAGUGGAGCUUGGAGUAGUGGGUACGAUAACGCCUGGCAGGCAGUUUUCACAAUCUCCAGAUGAGCAAAUGCGUUCUGAGAGGGGACUCGCCACGCCCGUCUUGCGGAACGGAAACGGUAGAGAUGAAGGACAGAGUCGAGCGGGUUCGUAAAGACAUUUGUCUUAGUCGUUUCAUGGUAUUAUGUACCUCGUUAGAGUAUUUUUGCUAAGUGAUCUACCAAGGAUUUACUCAAUUGAGAGUCGUUGAUUUUCCACUAGA
Messenger RNA from Suillus fuscotomentosus, 2071 nucleotides. RefSeq names its product sodium/hydrogen exchanger. Gene Ontology annotation, biological process: sodium ion transport; vacuolar acidification; proton transmembrane transport. The transcript has 6 exons. Gene Ontology annotation, molecular function: sodium:proton antiporter activity. The record is from RefSeq and is a predicted model, not a curated record. Bases 35 to 1963 code for a protein of 642 amino acids. Gene Ontology annotation, cellular component: fungal-type vacuole membrane; late endosome; early endosome. Lineage: Eukaryota; Fungi; Basidiomycota; Agaricomycetes; Boletales; Suillaceae.